Eucalyptus grandis is the source of this 4065-nucleotide messenger RNA. Its product is annotated as disease resistance protein RPV1-like. Gene Ontology annotation, biological process: signal transduction; defense response. Lineage: Eukaryota; Viridiplantae; Streptophyta; Magnoliopsida; Myrtales; Myrtaceae. The coding region runs from base 508 to 4065 and encodes 1185 amino acids. Gene Ontology annotation, molecular function: ATP hydrolysis activity; protein binding; ADP binding. The record is from RefSeq and is a predicted model, not a curated record. The transcript is spliced from 4 exons.
CUUCGCGUCCAAGUUGCCAGCCGCAAGUUUCUCUUUCCUUCGUGCUUCUUGAGGUCUCCAGUAGCAACUUUAUAUUAUUUUAUUGUGUGCCGAAGAUGCUUGUAGUUUCUUCAAGAUUUUUCUUCUCCGGCGGUUCAGAGAGGUGUGGCGCUGCAGCACACUUCUCUUUGGCGGUUUAUUAUUAUAUUAGGUGUUGUGUUCCAACAAAGCCAACGCCGAAGGCUGAGAAUUGGUGGAAUUCACAGCAGGGGGUGGACCGUGUUGAUUUGAGCACUCCCCAGGUGAUCUCCUUGCUUUUCUCCAUUCCUGCUUUGAUUGCACCUUUUUCUUCUGAUUAAGGUGUGUGAGAUGUCUUUUAUUGUUAUUUGAAUUAAUGUCCCUCCAAAUUGAGUUCUGAGAGACAUCUGUGCAAUUCGCAGAUCUAAAUUGUGGAAUCUGGCUUUCUUUUAAGGCUCUGCUCGAUCAAUCUCUUAUUUGGUCAAUAACUGCCUUUAUUUUCCCCACACGAUGUACAUCCAAACAAGAAGAAGGAUAUUGAACUUUCCCUUCUCUUCUCCUCUCUCCAAUUCCUUUGUUUUAUUUUCCCUACAUUUCCCUCUCAACUUAAAUUGCCAAACAAACUGGAAAAGAGAAAAGCUCAUUCAUGAAGUUCUAAAUUCCGGGGUAUCUUCCUCAUUGAUCCCUCCACAUGGAGGAGAUUAUGAAGGUGGAGAUGAACAAUGGAAAGUGCAUGACUACGAAGUGUUCUUGAGUUUUAGAGGAAAAGACACUCGCAAAGGUUUCACUGAUCAUCUUUAUGCUAGUCUUGUCAACACAGGAAUUCACGUAUUUAGAGAUGAUAAUGAGCUCCAUGUUGGUGAGGUGAUUGGUUCGGAGCUUCUUAGAAGUAUUACAAAUUCUAAGAUUUCGAUCCCAAUUAUCUCGGAGAAUUACGCUUUUAGCAAAUGGUGCCUUUGCGAGUUAGCUCAGAUGUUGAAGUGCAGGAGAAGUGGAGGGCAAAUAGUGUUGCCAGUAUUUUACAAAGUGAAACCUUCACACCUACGACAUCUUACAGGGAGAUUGGGAGAUGCUAUCAAGGCACAUAAGAAGGAUUUAGAUGAUACGGUUGUGAAAGAAUGGGAAGAAGCACUCAAAGAAGUCAGCAACUUGAAAGGAUGGGAAUCAGAGAAAAUUGACAAUGGGCACGAAGGAGCUUUGGUCAAAAUUGUUGUCAGGAAAGUUAUGAACGAAUUAAAAACACUUUUCCUCCUAAAUGUUCCAGAACAGUUGGUGGGCAUUGAUGAUCAUGUGGAACAAAUUAUGAGCUCGAUAGAUGGUGAAUUCAAUGAUACAAGGAUUAUUGGAAUUUAUGGAAUGGGUGGCAUCGGUAAGACAACUCUUGCAAAAUUGUUAUACAACAAACUCUUUGAUCAUUUUGAGCACCAUAGCUUUGUGGCAAACAUUCGAGAAACAUCUCAGCGAAAGGGAAUUGAAUGCAUACAAAAGCAGCUCAUUUAUGACAUAAUAGGAUUUUCAAAUGGUGUUUCUAAUGUUGAUGAGGGAAUUAGUUUGAUCAAAUCUCAAUUUAGACAUAAGAAAGUCCUUGUUCUUCUAGAUGAUAUGGAUGCCGAUACUCACUUAUAUGCUUUGGCUGAAAAUAGUAGUUGGUUUGAAGCAGGAAGUAUAAUCAUCAUAACAUCUAGAAAUAAGAGUAUUCUUGACAGGGCUAGGGCGGCCCCCAUGUAUCAACUCGAUGAGUUGCCUUUGGAUAAAUCAUUGACUUUAUUUAGUAGACAUGCAUUUCGAAAGGAUUAUCCUCCAAGUGAUUAUAAGGUUAUCUCUUGUGAUGUCGUAUCAACUACGGGAGGGCUUCCUUUAGCUCUCGAAGUUAUAGGUUCAUUCUUAUGUGGAAAGGGAGAAGAAGUAUGGAAAGAUACAUCAAAGAAAUUAAAGAAAGUGCCAGAUAAGAAAGUGCAAGAGACAUUGAGGAUAAAUUACGAUGCCUUGGAUUAUGAGGAGCAACAGAUAUUUUUGGAUAUUGCAUGUUUUUUUACUGGAUCACCUAAACAAAGUUUGACCUAUAUGUGGGAAGCAUGUGAUUUUUACCCAGAGAAAGGGAUUGAAGUAUUGCGCCUUAUGUCCCUAAUUAAAAUUGACAAAGACGGCAAGCUAAUGAUGCAUGAUCAACUGAGAGAUCUUGGAAGGGAAAUCGUUCGUCUAGAAAAUCAUAAGGAGCCUGGAAAGCGUAGUAGAUUAUGGAAUCAUGAGGAAGUUGUAGAUGUGCUUGACAACAACAAGGGCAGUAGUAAGAUUGAGGCCCUUCAUUUUGGCAAAUAUGACUGGCAAGAAAGCUACACAGCUGAACAAUUUAAAGAACUGACAAACUUGAGGUUCCUUCAUGUGAACGGUGCAAAUUUCACCGGAGAUUUCCAGAACUUACUUCCUCAAUUAAGAUGGUUUCACUGGGAGGGUUGUCGCUUGGAUUUCAAUAUAGCCAACUUACAUCCAAAGAAAUUAGUCAUGCUCAAUCUGUCACGGAGUGGGAUUUCGGAGGAAUGGGGAGGAUGGGAUUCCCUAAAGAUGGCAACUAAGCUCAAAGUUCUAAAUCUCUCGUAUUGUCAAUCUUUAAGAAGAACUCCUGAGUUGUCUACUUUCGAAAACUUGGAGAAUUUGAUUCUUGAACAUUGUGAGUAUUUGAAAGAGAUUCAUCCUUCUAUUGGGGACAUCAAGACCCUCGUCUCUUUGGAUGUCAGGAAAUGUUAUAGACUGAAGGAGCUACCGGUGGGAGUAGGUAGAAUGAAAGAAUUGAGGGAGCUUCUCUUAGAUCAUACUUGGCAUAUACAAGAUAUUCCUAUUUCAAGGGAUUGUUUGAUGAAGCUGGAGACUCUAAGUGCCUCAUUUUGUAAACGACUUGUUCAACUUCCAGAAUCCAUGGGUUCCUUUGUAUCUUUAGCUCAAUUGAACCUAUCUCAUUCAGGGAGCAAAGAUUUAUCUGAAUCCAUGGGCUCUCUUGUGUCAUUGACUCAUUUGGACCUAUCUUAUUCAAGGAUUAUUGAAUUACCUAAAUCCAUGGGCUCCCUUGUGUCAUUAACUAAGCUGAACUUAUGUAAGACACAAAUCACAGAAUUACCAAAAUUCAUUGGUUCUUUGAAGAAGCUCCAGACUCUUUACGUCCGUUAUUGUUCAUUGCUAGCCCGCAUACCUAGCUCCAUAGGUCAACUAGCAUCUCUUCAAGACUUGUCAUUACGGGAAUGUCGAUUGUUGAGAGAAAUUCCCAAUUCUAUCGGAAAGUUGGCUUCAUUGACUACAAUGGAUUUACAUUGGACAGCAAUUGAAGAAUUGCCAGAAUCCAUUGGUUCUUUGAAGAAGCUCCAGAUGAUUGAUGCCUCUUACUGUGCAUCAUUAGCUCGAAUACCCAGCGCCAUAGGCCAUCUAGCAUCUCUGAAGUCCUUGUUCUUACAAGGAUGCUGCUCAUUGAGAGAAAUUCCUGAUUCAAUCGGAAAGUUAGCAUCAUUGACGGAGCUGCAUUUAAAAGGGACAACAAUUGAAGAAUUACCUGAAUCAAUUGGUUCUCUAAAGGAGCUCGAGACUCUUAAUGUUUCUUGGUGUAAAUCGUUAACCCACAUACCCAGCUCUGUAGGCGACCAAGUAUCUUUGACGCACUUGUUAUUACAGGGUUGCCACUUAUUAAAAGAAAUACCAAACUCGAUCGGAAAGUUGGCAUCAUUGACUAAGUUGGACCUAUCUGAGACGGGGAUUGAAAAAUUACCAGAAUCCAUUGGUUUUCUGAAGGAACUUGAGACUCUUGACGCCUCCAAUUGUGUAUUGUUAGCCCACAUUCCUAGCUCCAUAGGCCAUCUAUCAUCUCUGUCUCUCCUUGAUUUGAGGAAAUGCCAUAAGCUCACUCAACUUCCAGAAUCCAUGGGCUCCCUUAUGUCGUUAACUCAUUUGUAUCUAUCUUGGACAGGAAUUGAAGAAUUACCAAAAUCCAUUAAUUCUUUGAAGAAGCUCAAGAUUCUUGAUGCCUCUAAUUGUGCAUCAUUAACCUGCAUAUCCAGCUCCAUAGGCCAUCCGGCAUCUUUAUAG